UCCCGGCUGCCGGUGCCUCCCUGCUCCAUCCUCCCGUGGACGCGGGCGCCGCCGCCGCUGCCUCGCUGCUGCUCCACGCUGCUGCUGCCCCUCAGGCCCGGAGGUUUCAGAAUGGAAAAUUUUGAUGCAUCCCUCAGUACCUAUUUCAGGGCAUGGCUGGGCCCCCGAGAUACCCGAGUAAAAGGGUGGUUUCUUCUGGACAAUUAUAUACCUACAUUUGUCUGCUCUGUCAUUUACCUACUCAUUGUAUGGCUGGGACCUAAAUACAUGAAGAAUAGACAGCCGUUCUCUUGCCGGGGAAUUUUAGUGGUAUAUAACCUUGGACUCACCUUGCUGUCUCUCUACAUGUUCUAUGAGUUAGUGACGGGAGUAUGGGAGGGCAAGUACAACUUCUUCUGCCAGGGCACGCGCAGUGCGGGAGAAUCAGACAUGAAGAUCAUCCAGGUCCUCUGGUGGUACUACUUCUCCAAACUCAUAGAAUUCAUGGACACGUUCUUUUUCAUCCUGCGCAAGAACAACCACCAGAUCACAGUCCUGCAUGUCUACCACCACGCCUCCAUGCUCAACAUUUGGUGGUUUGUGAUGAACUGGGUCCCCUGCGGCCACUCUUACUUUGGUGCCACACUUAACAGCUUCAUCCAUGUCCUCAUGUACUCGUACUAUGGUCUGUCUUCUGUCCCCUCCAUGCGUCCGUACCUCUGGUGGAAGAAGUACAUCACUCAGGGGCAGCUGAUUCAGUUCGUGCUGACAAUCAUCCAGACCAGCUGUGGGGUCCUCUGGCCGUGCUCUUUCCCUCUGGGAUGGUUGUAUUUCCAGAUUGGAUACAUGAUUUCCCUAAUCGCUCUCUUCACAAACUUCUACAUUCAGACUUACAACAAGAAGGGGGCCUCUCGGAGGAGAGACCACCUAAAGGACCACCUGAACGGGUCUGCGACUGUUGUGAACGGACACACCAACACCUUCUCUUCCCUGGAAAACAAUGUGAAGCCCCGGAAGCAGCGAAAGGAUUGAAGCGGCAGAGCUGAGAACAUGCAGACCCCACCAUGUGAUCGUAAGCACAAUUGUGUUGUGCCUGACGCUCCUUAACAGCUGCUGGAACUAGUCCAGUCUACAAUAGUGUGAUUCAUGUAGGACUUUUUCAUCAGUUCAAAACCCUCGAAUACGUCACAGAUUAUACAAGUAGGCAUAAGAUUUCUCACAUUUCUGGGCUCUCAUUGACCCCCCGCGCUAGACUGUGGAAAGGGAGUAUAUUGUAGUAUAUGACACUGCUGUUGCCUUAUUAGUUAUAACAUGAUAGGUGCUGAAUUGUGGUUCACAAUUUAAAAACACUGUAAUCCAGACCCUUUUUUUUUUUAAACUGUAGAUCAUGCAUGUGAUUGUAAAUGUAAAUUUGUAUAAUGUUGUUACAGUAGAAAAACACACAUGCCUUAAAAUUUAAAAAGCAGGGCCCAAAGCUUAUUAGUUUAAUUAGGGUAUGUUUCAAGUUUGUAUUCAUUUGUAAUAGUUCUGUUCAGAAAAAUCAAAGACCAUGAUUUAUGAAAUGAAUGUGAGAUACGUAACUUCAAGUGGACUUGUAGAUGCAAAGUCAGAAACGGCACCUUCAGUUUUGUAAUGCUGGCUUUCAAUCCAGCAGGCUCAAAUCUGGUGGAACAGUCAGUUUAACUUUUUAACAGAUCUUAUUUUUUUAUUUUGAGUGCCACUAUUAAUAAUGUAAAAAAAAAAAAAAGCAGAGAGAGGAACUCUAAAGCAGUCUUGGUGAAACUUAAACAUAUAUUCUUUGUCCUCAAGAUUCUAGGAAGAGUGUAGGGUACAUAGGCCAUUUUUAAUUUCAGAAGCGCUAAGUGGAUUUAUACAGGGAACAAAAAGUCCAUUUUGCUUUCCACCUGUGCAAGAGAGGAUAUGCACUUUCCAGGAGAGGUGUUGAAUGUCAACCAUUUGACAGAGUCCCUUAGAUGAACAAUGGGGAGCUGGUUACUGGGGUCCAAAUUUGGAUUGGUUUCCAUACUGCUAUCUGUUUUGACACAAAUUCCUUUUAAAUGUGCCUAAUUUACCAGAAUUUGCAAAGGAAGAAGAAAGAACCUUUAAAAAAAACUAAGGUAAAAUUAAACAGAUAGUACAGCAUAAGAGAUCUGGGCAGUUGGACAGUGAUACCUUGUUUAAUGUAAGUCUUUUAGCAUCUGUAAUUUUCUUCUGCUUAGAAUCUAAAGAUUUGUUUAGAUCCGCUUAAGAGUAAUAGACUGCUUGUCGUAAAGUCAUGUCUCACACACUUGAGGCAGUGGUCAAACAGGUAAGGACUAUUACGUGUAUCAUUUUAAAGUGUUAGAGUUUAGCCUCUGAAUAUCUUCUCCAUUGGAAAAAAAAAAAUUCAUUGAACCACUAGUGACACAUCUUACAGAAGGUCAUUGACAAUGUAUAAACUAGUUGUGGGUUUGAUAUUUAUGUAAAUAUCAGUUUACCAUGCUUUAAUUUUGCACAUUCAUGUUACAAGGAGCCUGCGGGUUCUCUUACUAGUCUUGUGGGUUUUCUGUUUGGAAGGAGUCACAGCAUCUGUUUACACUUACCUUAUCAAACCUAGAAUGUGUAUAUUUGUAAAUGUAUGUCCUCAUUCCUAGGUACUAGUUUGCAGAUGUCUUUCCAUUCUUCAGUACAGAAACUAUAACACUCACUAGUGUGCUGUCAAAGUGUGCUUAGCUCAUCUGGAUACACCCGCACUGUCAAAUAAUGUCUAAGCAUUAGUCAUUAAAGCAUUUUUGAUUACCAGUG
Messenger RNA from Castor canadensis (American beaver), 2763 nucleotides. It is a transcript of the gene Elovl5, whose product is annotated as ELOVL fatty acid elongase 5. NCBI's taxonomy places the organism in Eukaryota, Metazoa, Chordata, Mammalia, Rodentia, Castoridae. Gene Ontology annotation, cellular component: endoplasmic reticulum; endoplasmic reticulum membrane. Gene Ontology annotation, biological process: very long-chain fatty acid biosynthetic process; sphingolipid biosynthetic process; fatty acid elongation, monounsaturated fatty acid. The record is from RefSeq and is a predicted model, not a curated record. Gene Ontology annotation, molecular function: fatty acid elongase activity.